Molecule: messenger RNA, 255 nt
Organism: Hepatospora eriocheir
Lineage: Eukaryota; Fungi; Microsporidia; Hepatosporidae
Source: the annotation of a GenBank genome assembly
AUGUGUGUUAGUUUGUUAUUGCUUAUAUUCAAUAUUUUAAGAGAUGUUAAUGAUCCUAUAAAAGAUGGUAGUUCCUCAAACUCAUUAUGUUGGAUAUGUAACAGGGAUAAAUACUUGAGGGCUAUUAGUGAUUUUGGUAGUGUUUUUAUCAUAUUCCUUGAUACAUCUAACUCUCUUAAAUUACUACACCAUCCAAUAUCUUUAGGUAUUUCAGUCAAUCUAUUCUUUGAUAGAACUAAAACUUUUAAGUUAUAA